Cicer arietinum (chickpea) is the source of this 2349-nucleotide messenger RNA. RefSeq lists its product as uncharacterized. Lineage: Eukaryota; Viridiplantae; Streptophyta; Magnoliopsida; Fabales; Fabaceae. The record is from RefSeq and is a predicted model, not a curated record. Gene Ontology annotation, biological process: mRNA 3'-end processing. Gene Ontology annotation, molecular function: RNA polymerase II complex binding.
UUGUUAUUAGGGGUGUACCUCUACCGUACAGUGUCUUCCCCGCGUCUUGAAAAAUAACGCACCUGUCUUUCUUCUAAUAUAUGCAACUCUUUUGCACCUCAAAAUUUUCCCUCUCUUCUAUUGUCGAAUUGGGUAUUGAAGGUUGAAGCUCCUUUUUCUCCCUAUUCUGUUCCUAGGGUUUUAGUUGGAAAAUUGAACCGUUCCCUCGUUCGUUUUCGAUAAAUUGGCUUCACAAGGCACUAGGGUUUCGGUUCUAUAAUUUCCAUUGAAGGGAAAUAGUUGAACAUGAAUAGCGUAUUCAAGGAGGAGAUUCUUGCUGACAAGCUCUCCAAGCUUAAUAGAACCCAGCAGUGCAUUGAAACUUUAUCACAUUGGUGUAUAUUUCACCGGAGCAAAGCAGAACAAGUUGUUGCAACAUGGAAAAAGCAAUUUGACAAAUCAGAGAUGCUUCACAGAAUCUCCCUUUUGUUUCUUGCAAAUGACAUCAUGCAGAACAGUAAGCGGAAAGGAAAUGAGUUUGUGGUCGAAUUCUGGAAGAUUAUUCCUUCAGCAAUUAAAGAUGUUGUUGCAAAAAAUGAUGAUCAAGGAAAUGCUGCAGUAGCUAGACUGAUUAGAGUAUGGGAGGAAAGGAAGGUGUUUGGAUCUCAAAUGCCGAACCUGAAGGAUUUAAUGCUUGGAGAGGAUGCUCCUCCUUCUUUGGAAUUCAGCAAAAAGCGAUCACGUUCUUCUGUUACGAUUACGAAAAGGGAUUCUCGUUCUAUAAAAUCGAAAUUGUCCAUAGGAGGAACACCGGAAAAAAUAGUGUCUGCAUUUCAUUUGGUGCUCAGUGAGCAAUCCAAUGAAGAUGCAGAGAUGAGUAAAUGCAAGUCUGCUGUUCAGCGUGUGAGGAAGAUAGAAAAAGAUGUUGAUAUUGCAUGUACCAUUGCUAAGGAUCCUAAGCGAAAAACUUUGAUGAAGGAGCUAGAGGAGCAACAAAAUCUAUUGAAACAUUGCAUAGAAAAACUUAAAUUAGUUGAAGCAAGCAGAGUAGCCCUAGUAUCUCAGUUAAAAGAAGCUUUGCAUGAGCAGGAAUCUGAACUGGAGAACGUUCGUACGCAGAUGCAGGUUGCACAAGCACAAGUACAAGAGGCUAGCAACAUGCAAAGGCGACUUGAUAAUGAAGAUUAUUCCCAGUAUGCAACUUCAAAAUCAGAAGCAGCAACUAAAAAGUCAGCUGCAGCAAUUGCUGCUGAAGUUGCCGAUAAGCUUACAGCUUCAUCAUCAUCUCAAUUGAUCAUGAGUUCUGUUCUCUCAACAUUUGCUGCAGAAGAGGCAAAGAAUGCUUGUCUAACGUCUGAGUCCACCACAUCAAAACCCAAUAUAUCAAUGCCAAAUUCAGAUACUCAUGUCUAUAUGUCGGCGCAACAGUUGACUGCUGUACCAAACCAUUCAUAUCCUUCAGUUUUGGUUACUCAACCAACCCUACACAAUGUAACUCAACCGUCCCUACACAAUGUUACUCAACCAAUCAUCCACAACGUAACUCAACCAAUCUUACACAAUGUAGCCCCUACAUUGCAAGGUCAGUAUCACCUACAUAGCAAUCCAUCACCACAGCAGUAUGUGCAGUCAACAGGAGGGGUCAUCUCUCCAUAUGGUUAUGGUAGCAUCCCACCAUUACAACCGGCACCACCCCCACCACCUUUCAAUAAUCAACCACUACAAAUAGCACAGCAACAACCGCUACCCAUAACGCAACAAGCUCCAGCACCUCCUAGUUUUCGGCCACUUCAGCCAUCAGGAAUGAUGUACUAUGUUAAUCAUUAACAUUCUUUACGCAGUAAACUGUAGUCGAUGCGACCUUUGUUGUAACGAGCGUAUUCUGGAGAUUUGGAAUAUCAUUUUUAUGCAAUGGUGUACUGGGAAUGGAGUUGGUAAAAGUAUGGAAACAAGACUACAAGUCACCCGGGAUGUGAAAGGAAAGUGGCCUGCUCAGAAUCUGAAUACGAAGUGGGUUGCCCGUAACACUCGUUUGAGAGUUAGAAGGAAAAGGGAGGGGAGGGCUUUGGAAGAUGUGUGUAUGUAGUGGGUGAGGGCUGUUGAGGACAAAUCGGAGGAAAAAGUGAGGACAAUUUUCACCUUGUUUGAUAGUGUUUAUGGAGAGGAGAGUGGAAGACUUAUUUUAUUUGUUCUGGGAGGAUUAUAAAAAUAGAGAAAGAAUUUGGAGAUAUUUUGAAAUCCUUCCAAAUUCUUAUUUUAUUUAUUGAGUUUCCUCGUAAUGGGGGUAUCUUAAUAACAAAAAUAAAUUCAUAUAAGGUGGGAGGUGAUCCUUUCUUCUCCAUAUUUCCCACCCCACUCGUUUUACCCUUA